Molecule: messenger RNA, 429 nt
Organism: Staurois parvus
Lineage: Eukaryota; Metazoa; Chordata; Amphibia; Anura; Ranidae
Source: the annotation of a GenBank genome assembly
GGUGCGCUGUGUCCCUCGGACACAGCGAAUCACUGAUCUAUGGAAAGAGCCGAAGAUGUCGGCUCGGUCAUGUGAUCAGCUGUGUCCAAUCACAGCUGAUCACAUAAGUGCCACCUGUCCGUGCUGAACAGUGGCACAUGCCAAUGCCCAUCAGUGCCUACCAGUGCACAUCAAUGCCACAUAUCAGUGCCCAUCUGAGCUGCCUUUCAGUGUCACCCAUCAGUGUCAGUCAGUGCCACCUAUCAAUGCCAAUCAGUGCCACCUAUCAGUGCCAGUCAGUGCCGCCUAUCAGUGUGCAUCAGUGCCCGGCAGUGCCACCUAACAGUGCCAGUCAGUGCCACCUAACAGUGCCAGUCAGUGCCGCCUAUCAGUGUGCAUCAGUGCCCGCCAGUGCCACCUAACAGUGCCAGUCAGUGCCACCUAACAGUG